Molecule: messenger RNA, 1713 nt
Organism: Caenorhabditis briggsae
Lineage: Eukaryota; Metazoa; Nematoda; Chromadorea; Rhabditida; Rhabditidae
Exons: 4
Coding region: 1-1713 (570 amino acids)
Biological process (GO): carbohydrate metabolic process
Cellular component (GO): cytosol
Molecular function (GO): phosphoglucomutase activity; magnesium ion binding
Source: RefSeq, a predicted model, not a curated record
AUGGGCAUCGCCGUUGUUGAAACUCCAACAAAACCGUUCGCCGGCCAAAAACCCGGAACCUCUGGACUCCGUAAGCGUGUUCCUGAGUUUCAACAGUUGAACUACACUGAAAACUUCGUGCAAGCCAUUUUGGAUGCUGGUCUAGGAUCAAAGAAGAAAGGAGCGCAGUUGGUUGUUGGUGGAGAUGGACGGUUCCUUUCGAUGGAAGCAACCAACGUGAUUAUUAAAGUUUCCGCUGCCAAUGGACUCUCGCGCCUCAUCGUUGGACAGAAUGGUUUCCUGUCUACGCCAGCCCUCUCCAAUCUGAUCCGCAAAGGUCAUGAAGGACGUGUUGUCGAUGGAGGUAUUAUUCUCACUGCUAGUCACAAUCCAGGAGGUCCAAAGGGAGAUUUCGGAAUCAAGUUCAACUGUGAAAACGGAGGUCCUGCUCCGGAUCAUGUUACCGAUUCCAUCUAUCAAAUAACGACAAAAAUUGACAAGUAUCUGAUUGCCAAGGAUUUGGAAUGCGAUUUUACACAAGUUGGACGAUACGAAUAUGACAUUGAUGGUGUAGGUCACUUCACAGUGGACGUCAUUGAUUCAGUUACCGCAUACGUUGAUUUGAUGAAAGACAUUUUCGACUUCCCUAAAAUCAAAUCCCUUCUUGCUGGAGAAUUGACUGGACACAAAUUCCGUGUUCUCCUUGAUUCGAUGCACGGAGCCACGGGUCCUUACAUCUCAACAAUCCUUGUUGACUGUCUCGGUGCUGAUGCUAACAAUCUUCUCCGGACUGUUCCGAAACCAGAUUUCGCUGGAGGUCAUCCAGAUCCAAAUCUCACCUACGCCAAGACUCUUGUGGAACGUCUUCACACUGGAGAACACGAUUUGGGAGCUGCUUUCGAUGGAGAUGGUGACAGAAAUAUGAUUCUUGGAAAGAACGGAUUCUUUGUGUGUCCUAGUGAUUCACUGGCAGUAAUUGCUGACAAUAUAGAUUGCAUUCCAUACUUCAGAACUCGUAAAGUCAAUGGAUUUGCUCGUUCAAUGCCAACUGCUGGAGCUGUUGAUUUGGUUGCCAAAUCAAAGGGACUUCAAGUUUACGAGACGCCAACUGGAUGGAAAUAUUUUGGAAACUUGAUGGAUGCUGGCCGCAUCGCUAUUUGUGGAGAAGAAUCUUUCGGAACAGGAUCUGAUCAUAUUCGUGAGAAGGAUGGUGUCUGGGCAUUGCUCGCCUGGCUUCAAAUUCUUGCUGAACGCAAAGAGACAGUAGAGGAAAUUGUUUCGAAACACUGGCAAAAGUACGGAAGAAAUGUUUUCACUCGUUAUGACUAUGAGAAUGUGGAUGCCGCUGGAGCUAACUUGUUGAUGACUUUCCUCGAAGCUCAACUCCCUGCGUUCGUUGGAAGAGAUUUCUCUGCAAACGGUGUCACUUAUAAGGUUUGUGUGGCAGUUGCUGACAACUUCCAGUACACUGAUCCAGUCGAUGGGUCUGUUGCUACCAAACAAGGACUCCGAAUCGUUUUCGAAGAUGGCUCUCGCUUAGUAUUCCGUCUCUCUGGAACGGGAUCCGCUGGCGCUACCAUCCGUCUCUAUGUCGAUUCGUACAUUCCAUCCAAUGACUCAUCUCGUCUUCUUCUCCCAGCUCAUGAACUUCUCAAGCCUUUGGUCCUGAUUGCUCUUGAUGUUUGUAAAAUGGAACAGUUCACAAACCGUAAGGCUCCAACUGUUAUUACCUAA